CAGAACAUAAACAUCUCGACAAGAACUCUCUCUCUUCUGUUCUUAUUCUUUAAGAAACCUUUUUCUUUGUGUUUUCCUUUUGGUUAAAGACUGAAAGAGCAAAUCAGAAACCAAACAUAGUUGACAAUAGAAGAAAAUAAUGAAUAUUCACGAUGGUAAGCUGAUUUCGACAACAGAAGAUGAAGGUGGUGUUGUUGGAGUUUCAGGAUCCUCGGCUAAAGUUUGUUCAUCUUCACCUUCCAUCUCUACGUGUUCAUCUGAAUUUACAGAGGAUGCUUCCUGUUCAAAUGGGCCUUUUGACGAUCUAUCAGACCUCAUCUCUCAGCUCCCUAUCAUCCACGUCAAGAAAGGACUUUCAAAGUAUUAUAAAGGCAAAUCUCAGUCAUUCACAUCUCUAGCAAACGUCACAAGCCUGAAGGAUCUCGUGAAAAGAGGAUCAAAUAUGAAGUCAUCCUGCAAAAGGGAUUAUUUGUAUGGACCAAAGUCCACAAUCUCCAUGAAAGCCACAAGAACAUCCUCAGGCCAUUCCAAUUCAAGAUUAACUUUAAAAUCAUUUCAUAAUUCAACAAAAUCAGUUCAAUGACAUGACAAAACAACCUUCUGGGUUCA
Capsella rubella is the source of this 609-nucleotide messenger RNA. RefSeq lists its product as uncharacterized. Bases 140 to 583 code for a protein of 147 amino acids. Lineage: Eukaryota; Viridiplantae; Streptophyta; Magnoliopsida; Brassicales; Brassicaceae. The record is from RefSeq and is a predicted model, not a curated record. The transcript has 2 exons.